Stylophora pistillata is the source of this 1437-nucleotide messenger RNA. RefSeq names its product ornithine transcarbamylase, mitochondrial. Gene Ontology annotation, cellular component: mitochondrion. Gene Ontology annotation, biological process: L-citrulline biosynthetic process. NCBI's taxonomy places the organism in Eukaryota, Metazoa, Cnidaria, Anthozoa, Scleractinia, Pocilloporidae. The record is from RefSeq and is a predicted model, not a curated record. Gene Ontology annotation, molecular function: amino acid binding; ornithine carbamoyltransferase activity.
CAAAAAAAAUUCGUGGAGUUCGUGAAUUAUCGUGAAUUUUCGUGACACGUCGGUUCUGAACAGUUUAAUCAAAAUGGCUUCCAAUCGUUUGCUUCGAAGCUGCUUUCGAAUUUGUUCUUCUAUUUCGGGAGCUAUCAGUGGAAAAGAAUCUUUUAAUGGUCAUUCCAGAAUAACAGGAGCUCUUUCUUCAAAGAGACAUUGUGGCACAAGUCAUGGAUUUCCAUCUGUUGUGGGGAAGGAUCUCCUUACUCUGAGAGACUUCACUAGUGAUGAGAUUGGAUAUCUACUCUGGACUGCAGCUGAUCUAAAGCAAAGAAUUAAAUAUGGGAAUGAGACAGUGCGUCUGUUAGAAGGCAAAUCAGCUGCUCUUAUUUUCCAGAAGCGUAGCACAAGGACAAGAGUUUCGACAGAAACUGGUCUUGCCCUUCUUGGAGGACAUUCUGUUGUUCUCACAGAGAGUGAUAUUCAUCUUGGAGUCAAUGAAUCAACAAUAGACACAGCCAAGGUUCUUUCAGGAUUCUGUGAUUUUAUCUUGGCAAGGGUAUAUGAACAAAAUGAUCUUGAAGUAAUGGCAGAACAUGCCACUAUUCCAGUCAUCAGUGGUUUAUCAGACAUGUUCCACCCUAUACAGAUACUUGCAGACCUUUUGACCCUACAGGAACAUUUUGAUAGCCUACAGGGCCGCACCAUUGCCUGGGUUGGAGAUGGAAACAACAUCAUUCAUUCAUUUAUGAUGGCAGCCCCCAAAUUUGGAAUGCACCUGAAUAUUGCAACUCCAAAGGGUUAUGAGCCAGACAAUGAAAUCUCAAAAGUUUCCCAAGGCUUUGCCCAUGAGCAUAAGACAACUGUGAACCUCACAACAGAUCCCAGGGAGGCAUGUUCCAAAGCAGAUGUGAUUGUCACCGACACAUGGAUCAGUAUGGGCCAGGAAGAAGAGAAAGCUGCCAGAUUAAAAUCUUUUGCAGGCUUCCAAGUUGAUGCCAAGUUGAUGUCUCUUGCCAAAGAAGAAGCUGUUUUUCUCCAUUGCCUGCCACGGAAACCUGAAGAGGUGAGCGAUGAAGUGUUUCUUUCUGACAAGUCCUUGGUUUGGCUGGAGGCAGAAAACAGGAAAUGGACUAUAAUGGCUGUGAUGACAUGUUUGAUGAAUGAUUACACCCCUAUUUCUCCAAUGCCAACUUUUGGAGGCAGUGAUGGUGGCAUCUAAGGAAUAUUUAUCUGUGAUGAUAAUUAAUACCACUGUUAGGGAUAAUGAGAGUAAUGUUUUUAUUAUUAUUAUUUUUAGUCCCUGUUGGAGUGUUUUAGAUAUUUGCCUUCAGUUUUCCUAACCUCCAACAACUAUCAGUAAAAGGAAUUCAUAUAAUAAGUUAACCCUUUAACUCCCAUAAGUGACCAAGACAUAAUUUCUCCUUGCAAUUUACCAAUACAACAUCAAACACA